Molecule: messenger RNA, 1965 nt
Organism: Meriones unguiculatus (Mongolian gerbil)
Lineage: Eukaryota; Metazoa; Chordata; Mammalia; Rodentia; Muridae
Gene: C3H9orf43
Product: chromosome 3 C9orf43 homolog
Exons: 15
Coding region: 116-1714 (532 amino acids)
Source: RefSeq, a predicted model, not a curated record
UGAGGUUUCUGUCCCAGCGUGCCCCGUGCCGCUGCUAGGCAACGGGGCGGCCCGGUGCCCGGCGUGAGAGGAAAGGGCGUUGAUCGAGCCGGCGGGGCGGCGCUCGACGGACGAGAUGGGCGGGGCCUCUUUGGGAGAGGACAGCUCUAGUGACGCGAAUACCGAGAGACGCCUGAUGAGACCUCGGAACUCAGUUUCUUCUGGUCCGGCGCUGAAAAGGCGAGAAGCAACUGAUUCUAUGAACCUGCCAAAUGAGUCCCUGUGGGAUGAAGCUGUCUGCACCUCAGCAGUUUGUCAGCACCCACAAUGCUGGGCAUCUCUCCGGCGGAUCGAGAGGGGCCAUCCUAGGAUCCUGGACACACUCCACAAAUCUCCCAGGGAAAUUGAAGAUAAACUCCCGACACUCACCGUUGUAAAUAUCUCAGAUACUUGCUUGUGGGCCAAGAAGGGGAUGGCUCAGCAACAACCACCAGAAUUUACCUUUCCCAGGGAACGGUCUUUAAUGUUGAAACCAGCCUGCAGGAGUUACAGCAGGUCUCGGAAGACUUCAUUUGACAAAGAUAUGACCAGCAGUUAUUCUGCUAGAACUCCCAAACUUUCAGUGUUGAAUUUGAACGAGGCAACACUUCCUUUCUCUGAAGAUGUCGGAAACAUGGUUGUAACCUGGGUUCCAGAAGGGACGGAGAAGAACAUGAGAUCAGUUGGAAAGUCUAGUGUUUCCAGUUGGCCUGGAAAGAAGAGAAAGAAACUGGGAGAGAAAACCAGGUCAUCUCUGUAUUUCUCUGGAAAGCAGCAUGUAUCAACACACUUGAGAAGUCCAGGGGUGAUUGUUCCUCCUCCCUCCCCAGUGCACUUAUUUGACCAGUUAAAUUCUGAUCCCUUACCACUGUGGGCCCAAGUAAGCAUGCUUCAUCCGGAUCUACUGCAGGAGUGCAUUUUGGCACAUGAGAAAACCAUAGCUUACCCUGAAGUGAAGAUAGAGUUGUCCAAGAUGAGGAAGGAUCUUCCCAUGAAAAAGAGUCGACCUGACAGCGCUAUCUCUUCUACCAUGUAUCUAACUAUCCACCGCCUCACCCUGCAAAGACCAUCGUUGCGGUACCCUGAACAUCAGAAGCUGCAGUACAACCUAAAGAGAGGUCACAGGAAGCAGCAGAAGCAGCAGAAGCAGAAGCAGCAGCAGCAGCAGCAGCAGCAGCAACAGCAGCAGAAGCAGCAGAAGCAGCAGUACCAGCAGUGGCUGCUGCGGCAGCGGCUGCGGCUGCGGCAGGGGAAGGGGAAGGGGAAAACCUCUAAGGAACAGGAGGCUAAGAAGAAAGCCAAGAGUGAGGUUGAGCUCGAGUCCAAUCACAGAAUUCUCCCAGAAGAGGAAAGUGUGCAAACGCAUGAGAAGGAGAUAGAGGAGAAAGAAGCCACCACAGUACCUGAUUCCGUAGCUCAACCGGUGUCGUUUGACUUCGACAAAUUCUACAAGGACUAUUACAGCAUGCUAGAGCGUUCGGAACAGUAUGACCCAGAGAGUGAUGUGGAUGACGCUCCGAUGGGAAUUCUGAGUUCCAGGCAAGAGGAUAGCUCCCUCGGCCUUCCCGGAAGUCCAGACAAAAUGGACUGGAACCCUGAGCUCAAACUGCUGAGGAUUCUUCAGUCCAAUGUGGAGGAUGAUGAGAACAAUCUCUCUAGGACACACAGUGAGGCAUCUCUAGAGGCGAAGGAUUGACGCUCUUACCUGGGGCGUCCUUAGCCAGAGCAGUUCUGGGUAUUCUAAGGACAACAACCUUGGAUGUAGGAGGGAAAAGGGGAGGAUUUUGUUCUCUGGAUCCUCCAUCAGGACCAGGCUUAGAGACAAUGCUUUCUUCAUUACCUUUAAAAUGAAUGAGGAAGAAAGCCCUAAUCCCACAAAAGAUAGGCAACUUUCCCUGGGCAUUUCCGGGGUAUUUCCAGAAUUAAAUAAAAUCCCUUCUAUCAAAA